Molecule: messenger RNA, 1562 nt
Organism: Fimicolochytrium jonesii
Lineage: Eukaryota; Fungi; Chytridiomycota; Chytridiomycetes; Spizellomycetales; Powellomycetaceae
Exons: 4
Coding region: 129-1376 (415 amino acids)
Biological process (GO): tRNA modification
Molecular function (GO): RNA binding
Source: RefSeq, a predicted model, not a curated record
AGGAGGGAAGGUUCAAGGAACUGACGGCCAACGGCAGCCUGUCACCAGCCACGCUUGCGCCACAGCCCGCGCCACUAUGCGUUCUCCUGUUUUCCCUCUUCGCUCACUUCUUUGAGAGGUCAUCCAGCAUGCGAGACCUCCCACUCUCCAAUACCAGCGAUCAACAAACAACGUCCAAGACCCGCACGUUAGCUCCUACACCCAUGUCAUCCCCACCCCCCACCCGUCCCUCAGCCCCAACCCCGCGCGCCGCCAAACGGUCCCUCACAACCGACGCGCCCACAUCGCCCACCGCGAAACGACAGAAAAAACAAAAUAAAGUCAGCAACACCCUCCCCAUCAGCCGAGGGAAGUUCAAAAACCGCUUCCUCCGUAAACAUUCCUCGUUGCUGCAUGGGACGCGGUCGGACGGCGCUGAGAAGCCGCGUGGGUUGAUUGUGACGUGUCCGGUGGGGGCCGAGACGAGGGCUUUGGGCCAAAUACGAACCUUCCUCGACACCUACCUACCCAUCCUCUUCCCCGACCACGUCACCGUAUGGCCCAGUCAGCCAGCACCGCUUGACAUAGAUUUAGCAAUCGUCGGGGAAGGCACCACGAGGCCGGAUUUCUACGGUGCUGUGGAAAAUUCAAAAAGCGAUGUGAGGACGGGAGAGGUGGACACGGACGCGGAUGAGGAUGAGGUGGAGGAUGAGAGGAGGGCUGAUGAUGCCGACAGGACUGUGAUAGAGGGGAAAGGAAAGGAACGGGAGAAGGAUAAGAAGUUCCAGGCGGUGGAUGCUGCGUGUGCGGGGUUGAUUUUCAUCCGGUUCAGGGUGGAUACCGACCCGGUGGAUUUCGUUGUCCGGUUGUUUGAACACAUCGAAUCCCUCCCGCCCGCCGAACAAGCAGCACUGAAAAAGGGUAUCUCUCAUUGCUCGCGUCUCCUGCCCGUAACCCACACAAUGCCCUCAACCUACCCCGACAUCCGCUCCCACCUUCAAUCCACCCUUCCCACGCUCCUCGCCGCACACCAACCCCCGCAAUCAUCCCCCCCAACAAUCCCAACCCUUGCAGUCAUCUCCGAAAUCCGCAACCACAACACGUUCAAAACCGUAGCUUUGCGGGAUGUCAUACUCGAAUGUGUUGGGGCUGACGCGCUUGCGUCAGAGUCCAAGACAGAAGCGACAGAGGAGGGAGCACAACAACCGACAUCAGGCCACUGGAAAAUCUCCCUCACGAACCCCGACGUCGUCAUUUUCGCGAAUGUCUUCAAGUCGGUGUGCGGAGUUGCGGUGCUGCCGAGGUAUUUUGCGUGGAGGAGGUAUAAUGUGCAGCUUAUUGGCGAGGAGAAGGUUAGGGACGUUAAGGAUGGUGGGAAGGAGGGGGCGGGGAAGUGAGGACGAGCAGCAGGGCUUUCGUGUGCGCGGAGGGAACGCCUGUAGGUCUACCGACGGCUUUGUAGAUGUCAGAUUUUUUGGAAGUGGGAUGGGAGUAUAGGUCGUGGGACACAUGUUGUAACGAAAUAAUAAAAGGAAAACCCCUUCCCAGCAGCCUGGGGGCGUCAAAAAGAUGGAAAUUCUUGC